This is a messenger RNA of Ctenopharyngodon idella (grass carp), 7974 nucleotides long. RefSeq names its product patched 1 (gene ptch1). The transcript has 23 exons. NCBI's taxonomy places the organism in Eukaryota, Metazoa, Chordata, Actinopteri, Cypriniformes, Xenocyprididae. Gene Ontology annotation, biological process: smoothened signaling pathway. Gene Ontology annotation, molecular function: hedgehog receptor activity; hedgehog family protein binding; smoothened binding. Gene Ontology annotation, cellular component: plasma membrane. The record is from RefSeq and is a predicted model, not a curated record. Bases 379 to 4890 code for a protein of 1503 amino acids.
AUGGAGAGUGAUCUUUUUUCACAUCUAUUGAAUCUCUCAGAGAUCGCCUUGUCGCGCGGCCUGAGGAGGGACCACAUAGAUCACAGAAUGCUUCAGCCACCGAGGGAUCGACGUUUCCACAGCAUCCACUUCGCCUUCUGAUAUCGCGAACUUUCCAGCGGACGGCGUGAAAGUGGGGAAUUGUUGGAGACCUCCAGAUUCGCGAAAUGUUGGAAUGGAAGGCGCAGACUCUGACUCGCCGUCUCAAACAGGAGUAUGAAGUGCUUCGCGGAUCUGGGAUCAACGAGAGACAAACUUGGUUUUCUUCGGAUAUCACUAAACGCUCGCGGGGAAAUACACUAGCGCGGAUAACGAGACGUUCAGCGCAGACUUUGCAACAUGGCCUCGGCUGUUAAUGUCUCCUCCGAGCAGGAAAACAGAGACCCCGAUCGGCCGAGGUUAACGCGGAGAAAUAGGGGCAACUAUCGGACCGCCGCGGCGGAUUUGGAGUAUUUGCAGCGGCCGAGCUAUUGCGAUGCUGCCUUUGCAUUGGAGCAGAUAUCAGAGGGGAAGGCGACUGGGAGGAAAGCGCCGCUGUGGUUGAGAGCAAAGUUUCAAAGACUUUUGUUUAAACUUGGCUGUUACAUACAAAAGAACUGCGGAAAGUUUUUAGUUGUGGGCCUUUUAAUAUUCGGAGCUUUUGCUGUUGGCCUAAGGGCAGCUAAUCUGGAGACGGACGUGGAGAAACUCUGGGUAGAAGUGGGUGGCAGGGUGAAUCAGGAACUCAAGUACACGCGGCAGAAGAUCGGAGAGGAGGCCAUGUUUAGUCCUCAGCUCAUGAUACAGACGCCACGACAGGAAGGUGCUAACAUUCUGACCGUAGAGGCGCUAAAGCAGCACCUCGACUCUGCCAUAAAGGCCAGCAGAGUGCACGUUUACAUGUACAACAGGCAAUGGACAUUGGAACAUUUAUGCUACAAAUCAGGAGAACUUAUUACAGAAACCAAUUUUGUGGACCAGAUUAUAGAGAAACUGCACCCAUGUCUGAUCAUCACUCCUCUGGACUGCUUCUGGGAAGGUGCUAAGCUACAUUCAGGAACGGUCUACCUCCCUGGCAAACCCCCAGUGCAGUGGACCAACUUUGAUCCGAUGGGAUUCAUUGCUGAGCUGAAGAUGCUGAAGUAUUCGGUGGACAUCUGGGAGGAGAUGCUGGUCAAAGCAGAUGUGGGCCAUGGCUACAUGGACCGCCCCUGCCUAAAUCCGGCGGACCCUGACUGUCCAUUGUCCGCUCCCAACAAGAACAUGACACGGCCUUUUGACGUGGCUCGUGUUCUGACUGGUGGCUGCUAUGGGCUUUCCAAAAAGUACAUGCACUGGCAGGAGGAGCUUAUCGUAGGUGGGACCAAGAAGAAUGACAGCGGCAAACUUCUGAGUGCACAGGCUCUUCAGACCAUGUUCCAACUCAUGACCCCAAAGCAGAUGUACGAGCACUUGAAGGGUUACGACGAAGUCUCGCACAUCAACUGGAACGAGGACAAAGCAGCUGCCAUAUUAGAGGCCUGGCAGAGGAGAUACUCUGAGGCCGUCCAGCAGAGUGUGACGGUAAAUUCGUCUCAGAAAGUUCUCACGUUCACCACCACCACCCUGGAAGACAUCCUUAAGUCCUUCUCUGAUGUCAGCGUGAUCCGUAUCGCCAGUGGCUACCUCCUAAUGCUUGCCUAUGCGUGUCUGACCAUGCUGCGGUGGGACUGCGCCAAGUCUCAGGGGGCGGUCGGGCUGGCCGGAGUGUUGCUGGUCACUCUUUCUGUCGCCGCUGGACUGGGACUCUGCUCGCUUUUGGGCAUCUCCUUUAACGCCGCUACCACACAGGUUUUGCCGUUCCUGGCCCUUGGUGUAGGGGUGGACGAUGUCUUUCUCCUGGCUCAUGCUUUCAGCGAGACUGGCCAGAACAAGAGGAUUCCAUUCGAGGACCGCACUGGUGAAUGUCUGAAGAGGACUGGGGCUAGUGUAGCCUUGACUUCCAUCAGUAAUGUCACAGCAUUUUUCAUGGCUGCCCUUAUUCCAAUCCCAGCACUCCGAGCCUUCUCCUUACAGGCUGCAGUGGUUGUGGUGUUUAACUUCGCUAUGGUGCUGCUGAUCUUUCCUGCCAUCCUCAGCAUGGACCUGUACCGCCGAGAGGACCGCCGCUUUGACAUUUUCUGCUGCUUUGUUAGCCCUUGUGCUAACCGGGUGAUCCAUUUAGAGCCGCAGGCAUCGUACGGUGACUCCUCCGCUGACUCGAGCCGCUACAGCCCUCCGCCCUCCUACAGCAGCCACAGCUUCGCCCAGCACACCCAAAUCACCAUGCAGUCCACCGUACAGCUGCGCACCGAGUACGACCCCAGAACACAGGCCUACUACACCACAGCCGAGCCCCAUUCUCACAUCUCCGUCCAACCCUAUGCUCCAAAUCCCAACCCCAACCGCAACAACAAUAACAACAACCGCAACAACAGCAGCACAGGGCCAGGAGCGGCUUCUGAUACAGCAUCCUGCCAGAGUCCUGAUGGUGCUAGCUCCACACGAGACUUGCUAUCUCAGUUCGGGGAGUCGAGUUUACGCUGCCUGGAACCACCAUGUUCGCGAUGGACGUUUGCAUCAUUCGCUGAGAAUCAUUAUGCACCGUUUUUACUGCAGCCUACAACAAAGGUAGUGGUAAUUUUGCUCUUCUUGGCACUACUCGGGGUCAGUCUGUACGGCACCACCCGCGUCCGUGACGGUUUAGAGCUGACUGACAUUGUGCCUAGGGAGACGGGCGAAUACGACUUCAUCCGUGCCCAAUUCCGCUACUUUUCCUUCUACAACAUGUAUGUGGUUACCCAGAGAGCGGACUAUGCACAGAUCCAGCCUCAGCUCUAUGAGCUACACCAACGCUUCGGCACUGUGAAGUACGUCCUGCGGGAGGAGAACGGCCAGCUCCCACUCAUGUGGCUGCAUUACUUCAGAGACUGGCUUCAAGGUCUGCAGGAGGCAUUCGAUAAGGACUGGCAGGCCGGUAGGAUCACUCAGGGGAACUAUAAAAACGGCUCUGACGAUGGUGUCCUGGCCUACAAACUCCUGGUGCAGACUGGCCGCAGGGAUAAGCCAGUCGACAUCAACCUGCUAACCAAACAGCGGUUGGUGGGUGCCGAUGGAAUCAUCAACCCAAACGCCUUCUAUAUUUAUUUAUCUGCCUGGGUGAGCAAUGACCCGGUGGCCUACGCCGCAUCCCAGGCUAACAUCCGUCCUCACCCUCCCGAGUGGCUCCAUGACAGGACAGACUCAAUUCCUGUCAGCAGACUCAACAUUCCUGCUGCUGAGCCCAUCGAAUAUGCACAGUUUCCCUUCUACCUCAACGGGCUUCGUGAGACGCCACAGUUCGUGGAGGCCAUCGAGAGUGUCCGUGCCAUCUGCAGCAACUACAGCCGUCAGGGCCUGCCCAGCUACCCCAACGGCUACCCCUUCCUCUUCUGGGAGCAGUACGUAGGCCUGCGUCACUGGCUCCUGCUGUCCAUCAGCGUCGUGCUGGCCUGCACCUUUCUAGUGUGUGCUGUCUUCCUGCUCAACCCCUGGACUGCGGGAAUCAUAGUGUUGGUGCUGUCUUUGAUGACGGUAGAGCUGUUCGGCAUGAUGGGAUUGAUCGGCAUCAAGCUCAGCGCUGUGCCCGUCGUCAUCCUCAUCGCUUCUGUUGGUAUCGGUGUGGAGUUCACCGUCCACGUGGCACUGGCGUUCCUCACAGCCAUCGGGGAUAGGAACAAACGAGCCGUUCUAGCGCUUGAGCACAUGUUUGCCCCAGUGUUGGAUGGAGCGUUUUCCACCCUGUUAGGAGUCUUGAUGUUGGCAGGGUCAGAGUUUGACUUCAUAGUCAGGUAUUUCUUUGCUGUUUUGGCCAUCCUAACAGUAUUAGGGGUCCUGAAUGGACUGGUACUGCUCCCAGUCUUGUUGUCCUACUUUGGCCCUUAUCCUGAGGUAUCUCCAGUGGAUGGACGAAGCCGGCUGCCCACCCCAUCUCCAGAGCCUCCCCCACAGGUGGUCCGCUUCACCACACGGCCCAGUCACACGCCCCCUGGAGCAUGUUCAGCAGACUCCUCAGACUCAGAAUACGGUUCCAACACUACUGUGUCUGGCAUUAGCCAAGAACUUCAGCAAUAUGACCUCCAGCCCAACAGGGGGCGAUCAGCCAGACUAGAGGAGGUGCAGAUUGCCACAGGGGGACGACAAGGCAGUCGUCAAGUUGAACUGCCAGUGUUUCCUUCUCACUCAGUGAGUAGAGCGUUUAUAUUUCUAUAUGUUUUACAUAAAAACAAUGAACUAACAGUGUUACAAUGUUUUCCACAGGAUGACUCUAGACAGCAGCAACCACAGCGGCAUUACAGGUCUACCCAUCUGCCCAGUUCUCAGGAUGCUGGACCUCAGUCGUCAAAGCGAUACUGUAGCAGGGACCCUAAGAGGGACCUUGGGAGUGGACACCCGCCCCCCCCUCACAGGCCGCGCAUGGAUGCUUUUGAAACCGCUACUGAGCCAGGUGGCCGUUCGGGCCCCAACCACCGGGAACGUUCAGGGGCCCAUCGCCCCCGUUCCCACAACCCCUACUCUCACCCUUCCCAUCCGUCCACAGGCCCUCCCUACUGUCAGCCCAUCACAACGGUGACGGCCUCAGCCUCGGUGACGGUCGCCGUUCAUUCGGGGAUACCCGGCCAGAGCCCUGCCUACCCGUCCUACCCCUCCAAUGACAGCUAUCACACUUCAGAAGAUGUCUACACUGACCCUCACUUCUCCGACCCUCACGUGCCCUUUGACGAGAGCAACGACAGCUCAAAAGCGGAGGGCAUGGAGCUGCAGGAUCUAGAAUAUGACGCUCCCAAUGUCUGCCACACAAGACCCUCCAGCUGAGUGGUUGAAUGUUGAAGCUCAAACAGCCAAAGAUGGGACAUCUGUCUGCCAGCGUGGCAGAAACAUGGUGCUGCAUGGCAGGGACACUUUGACCAGCGGCGCCAUUUCGGUGCUUGACUCUGUUACUGUAUAACCCUGGUGUAUUAUUGUUAGAUAUUUCUAAGUAUUUAUGUGUACACAAAUGUAAAUAAUGAAUGAGAGUAGCUAUAAUUUGACCGGGGUCGUCAGACUUGUGUGUUCCAAGUGCCCACCCAUCAUUUGGGUAUCUGUGCCAUAAGGAAACUUCAUUCUUGACAAACAUUUCAGCAUACAGUCGUUGCUGCUUAUGAUAUUGUUGUAAUGUUUGUAUAAUGCUAUGCAAUUAUUUUCUCUAAUUUUAUAGAACUGUGUGUGUGAGAGUUUGAAAAUGUAUAGUUUUUGUUGUUGUAUGUGUGCAUGUAUGAAUAUUUUGGUCCACGUCAGGCCCCCUAGACCCCUGUUUCCACCUGGUAUUAUUUUGGUUGAUCGGAUCACAAGUGGAUGAAGUUAAAUACAGGUGUAAACGGGGUAUAAAACGUUUUGAGCUUGUCCACUUUCGACCACUUUCAGAGGUAGUCGAAAACACAUUCAACUGGAUUGCUUUCGUAGUGGAAACGCUUAUGUGGCUGAAUGUGUUCGAACAGCCACUAAAGACCACCUACUCUCUGCCUACUGAAUGUGUAAACAUUAUGGAAAGCGCAUUAGCCAGGCAGGAUUUAAACUUUGUCGACUGAAGCCAUAAGUUUGGUUUGAAGAAAAUGUACCAAGCACAAUGUUCUCUCACCAUUCCUGAUUUCUAACACAAACUCACCGGUUUCGGUGUUGUCUUGCAGCUGUCAGAGCAGAAACGAAAGCUGCUGCUCUCAUUAUGUUUUUCUGUUGUUUCUGGGCGCGUUCAUAUGUAAAUUGCGCAAGUUUAUUUUGUCCAUUACAUCAAAAGAUCUGAAAAAAACCCUUACAUUUACCCACCCCUCAAAGAAAUCAGGACAGAAGUGUUUGAAAGUGGCCAAAAGAGACGGAUUGAAAUACCAGGUGUAAACGGGAAUGUGUCUUCCUCGUCCACUUGUGAUCCGAUCGACCAAAACACACCUUAAUGCCAGGUGGAAACAGGGACUCAGAUGCAUAUUAACUAACAAGAACAAACACUAAGUGACCUAACAUAAUAUGUUGAAUGAUUUUGUGGCAGUUCCAUUGCACUUACGGUACACUUCUGUUCAGAACACCAGUACAAAACUGCACAGAUACUUUCACUUUCAGAGGACACAUUCAGGGAAAUAUUUGUUCAGACAUAUGCUAGAACAUGUAGAACUUCACAUUAAUAUCCAGCUGUUUGCCGACAAGCAUCAGAUGUUUAAGCGUGCGUGCGGAUGUUUGCGUUUUGUGUAUAUUGAAGCGUUAGAGUUUAUUCUUUUUAAUGUUAAUUUGCUUAUCACAAACCUGUGGUAGUUGGAAAAAAACAAACAAAUACUGUUUAACAAUGAAACACGCUAUGCGUGAGAAUUUAGCUGAGCAGAAAUGAAGAAGGAAAUGAGUGAUUGUUGGGUGACUGUGCCUCUGUUUUUCUGUCCUCCGUACUGGAACUCUCUCUGGUCUCUUGUAUCUUCAUAUUCCAGUUAUUUACUGUAAAACGGUCAUUUGUGGCCACCCUAAAUUUGCUCAUGACUCCAACUUUGCAUUACUAAAGUAAUGUAAUGUGACGGUUCUUUCGGGUUUCCAUUGUAGCGUUUUGUUUGUUUGUUUGUUUGUUUGUUUUUAUGGUACGGCAUUAUUUCUGUUUGAUCGUGGUUUAAGCUAAAACAUUACUGUUAAAACAAUAUCCGCUCUGAUUCUGGUGACGUAACUUUUUUUUGUCUUAUUUUUUGUUUUAAUAAGCUAAGCUAACGAGCAAUCUCAAGGUGUGCGUCGCAUAACGGCCGAUCAUGACGAUGGUUUUUGUCAAUUCGUUGACCUCCUCAAUGACAAACCACAACUACUGGCCCUAAUUUAGCAUGAGCAGUUCUCUGCGCUGACCUCACCUCAUAAAAAUCCACAACAUAACGCUGUGACACUAAUUGGACGUUCCCCCUCGACUGCCAAAUGGUGCAUGCGAGUGCUUUAAGGGUCAAGGGUCGUGGAGCCACCACUCCUCCAUGGCUCUGAAGCUGGCAUGCGUGUCUUAAAGAGUAUGUUUGUGUGUUUGCUGCAACCCCCUCAUCCAGAUUGACUUCCUGUCAAACAUAUGUUUGUUCUUGACAAAGACUUUGAGAGCUGUUCUGUGUUGUUUGUUUGUUGUGUUUGUGUUCUCCUACAUGUCACAUUGGCAGAAAUGGGAGAAAAUCAUGGCUGGCAACUAUUGUAAUGUUUAUAUAUAUAUAUAAAUAUAUAUAUUCUAUUUUUUUUUUUUUUUUUUUACAUUUGUUUUGCAAUAUUUAUAUUUUUGUAUAAUAAGAUGUUUUGUUCAAUAAUGGUCAUAAUGCCAGUUCUUAACAAUGCAGGGAUUUCUACGUCUGUCGGAAAACACUAUUAUUACAGUUUCUUUGUUACAUUAAUGGAUUUUGAUCUGUAUAAAGUGCUUACUAAUGUUAAAUAGGAAAAAAAGAGUAUAUAACAUUUACCUUACAGAUUCAUCAUAGCUCUUAGAGGAAUUUAAAAGGAAAAAAUGUUUUUGUUUUUUUUUACAGACUGCCAUUUUUUUUUCUUGUUUUUGCGUGGAUGUAUGUCGUUUUCAGUUACAAAGAUAAAUGUAUGCCAUAUAAUUUAUUUAUAUGAAAAUUUAUUUUUGUAGUGUACAUAGUAGUUGUCAAGUUAUUUGACAGAAGUAUAUUUUUAAAGAGUUUAUAUGUAAUGCUACCAUUUUUGUGAGAACAUAACUGAGAAGACAUUAAGAUGCACACUUUCAUUGCUAACUUGUUCUCUGACAACUAAAGUUCCCCUGUUACAGUGUUAUAUAGACGAGAGUGAGUCCAAUCUGAAGACUGUUUUUGGGUUUUGUGAAAAGCUAGCCAUGAAAGUAGAACAAAUGUACUAGCUCUCUAAAUAAUGUUCAAACACUGAUAGAAUUCUAACAAAUAAAAAUAUUAUAACUUA